Molecule: messenger RNA, 1493 nt
Organism: Raphanus sativus (radish)
Lineage: Eukaryota; Viridiplantae; Streptophyta; Magnoliopsida; Brassicales; Brassicaceae
Product: non-structural maintenance of chromosomes element 4 homolog A
Exons: 7
Coding region: 98-1312 (404 amino acids)
Biological process (GO): DNA repair
Cellular component (GO): Smc5-Smc6 complex; nucleus
Source: RefSeq, a predicted model, not a curated record
CGGCGGGAAAAUCGCCGUUAGGGUUUGGUUUUUCGCUUAUUUCUUCUUCUUCGAACGCUUCCCCUUCCCUCUCUGGAGACUGUGGAAUCAAUCAAUCAUGAGGACGAGGACGGUGAAGCGAGAAUCGGAAGCCACCGGAGAAGCCAGUGGCAGCAGAGACGCCGGCGAGUCGGAGAGGUUUAGGUCUGUGAAAAGGGAGAAAAACAAAGGCGUAGCUACAACCUCCGUGCGAAUUGCCUCGCAGCCGACUCAGGGAGGAGAAGAAGAAGAAGAACAUGAACAGGGAGUAUCUGAUCGGAGGGUUCUCAGAUCUCAGUAUCUCGCUCUAAUCAACAAAAUCAGCGAUUCUAAAGAUGAUAUGACGAGUGUUGAUUCUGACAAAUUCUCCAGAAUUUUCAGUGAAUUUGAGAAUCUCCACCAGAAAGUUCAGAAGCCUAGGGAGCAAAUUGCAGAUGCAGAGGCGUUUCUGGAUAUAGCAAACACAAUGUUGUCAUCCGUCAAGUCUCAGUCUGCUAACGGCGUUUCUCCCGCUGAGUUUGUGAAUGCUUUGGUCAAUGGGUUUGGUCAGGCUCCUCUAGGGAUCGAUGAUGCUGAUGAAACUGCGGCCUCUGUAUCUAUCAAAUGGAAUGAUCUUGGGCUUGCUGUCUGUUCUACUGUUUUGGUCUCGUGUGGCUGUUCCACUAUGUUGGGACCUAUGGACACUGAACUGAAGGAGAGGAAAAGGGCAGUCUACAGAAAACGUACAAAGCCUGGUGAAGGCGUUCGUCCCGAUGAGGUAGACGAUACGCAAUCAGAAGAGAAAACUGAUACAGACAAGAAUAUGGCGAUAAUGUUUAACAUCUUACGGCAAAAGAAGCGCGUGGGGCUUGAGAAUUUGGUGCUCAACAGAAGAUCAUUUGCGCAGACUGUCGAGAAUUUGUUCGCUCUAUCUUUCUUGUCCAAAGACGGACGAGUAGAGAUCAUUGUUGACAAGAAUGGCUCACAUUUUGCAUUGCCGAGAAACGCACCCGCUGCGAACCUGGUGGCGUCAGGGGAAGUCACUUACAACCAUUUUGUGUUUAGAUUCGAUUUCAAAGACUGGAAGCUUAUGUCUGAAAUGGUGCCGAUGGGGGAAGAGCUAAUGCCACACAGAGAAACUGCAGUCGCUUCAUCUUCUUGUCCCUCAGACUUCCCACAAGAUUCUCAGACAACACCGAUAAGAAAACUCUCUAGAAACAGAGGUUUGAUUGUACAAGAAGACACUGUUGUAGAAGACUCUCCUGACGUUGAGGGCGAUGGAACUCGAAGGAGAUGUAAGCGGAAACUCACUUGAGAAGAGUCUCGUUGUAGGGAGUAUAUAGAGUAGUGAGCUAAAAGAAAACUCAUUUUGGUGUUUGGUUUUGUGACAUUUAACUUAAUGUCUUCUUUAGGAUGGCUUUAUUCAUGGUAGGUUUUGUUUUGACAACUCUUAACCCUUUUUUAAGUUUGAUCAAGAGAGGCAUUCAUCUAAUAAA